Anopheles marshallii is the source of this 795-nucleotide messenger RNA. RefSeq names its product chymotrypsin-2-like. The record is from RefSeq and is a predicted model, not a curated record. Lineage: Eukaryota; Metazoa; Arthropoda; Insecta; Diptera; Culicidae. Gene Ontology annotation, biological process: proteolysis. The transcript is spliced from 2 exons. Gene Ontology annotation, molecular function: serine-type endopeptidase activity. The coding region runs from base 1 to 795 and encodes 264 amino acids.
AUGUAUCGCAAAGCAGCUACAGCCGUUGCACUGAUUGUUGGCUUCCUGGCGCUAGCCGUCAGUGGUGAUCUGGCCACCUCGGAUCCGCUUUACCAGCAGUGGAGAGGACGUAUCGUUGGUGGAAGCUACGCACGGGAUGGAGACUUCCCGUAUCAGGCCUCGUUCCGUACUGGGGACGGUAUGCACAUCUGCGGUGGUGCCGUGUUGAACCAACAGUGGGUCAUCACGGCGGGUUCGUGUAUGGCUGGACGCACGACGUCGGACACCCGUGUGAUUGUUGGUGCCUAUCGGCUGAGCCAGGGAGGCUUCAAUAUGGGCCUGCGACGCAUCAUCAUCCAUCCCAACUUCGCAUCGGAGACGCUGGCCAACGAUGUUGCAGUGGUCCGCGUGUCAUCGCCGAUUGUGUUCAGUGAUGCUGUUCAGGGUGUGCAGCUCGGCUCUUACUACAUCAACGUGGCGUACGGAGCGCUCGUUUCCGGCUGGGGUCGUAUGGAAUUCUCCAACCCACAGUUCCCGGAUAACUUGCAGUACAUCGCGGUGAAUGUGAUUUCCCAGCUGGAAUGCCGAGCCCGGUUCGUUGCCCCAUACGAUGCACGCAUUUACGAUUCGACACUGUGCAGCAGCAGCCCCAUCGGUCAGGGCACUUGUCUCGGUGAUGCGGGCAGUCCGCUGGUGCACGGAGCCGAACUGCAUGGUAUUGUUUCGUGGGGCAUCCCGUGCGGAGAAGGAUAUCCGGAUGUCUAUGCACGUGUCGCAUCCCACCGUGGCUGGAUUCUGGCGCACACUCUCAUUUAA